AUGGGUGCUCAAGAGAGUGCCAUUAGAAGAAAAACCGAAGAACUCGAAGUAGGCGAGGAAUAUUCCAAAAAAUCAGCUAUUUAUUCGCUGUGGAGUCAUGUAAACCCGUACACAAAGAAGAAAAGUAUCAAAGGAACUGUAUUUACUAAGGAAUUUGGUUCUUUCGUUGAUGAGCGGAAAUAUUAUGAAAAUGGAAUUAAGCAUUUGAAACAACUUCGUCAUCCUCACAUAAUUAAUUUUGUUGACUGUAAUAAUGUAAAUGGAGUUCUCUCUUUACUAACUGAAAGAGUAUUGAUUUUGGAUAUUUGCAUUGAUUCCUUAACUUCUAUCGAAAUCCAAUCUGGUUUAUCACAGAUCAGAGAAGUUCUAAUUUUCCUUCACGAAAAGGCUCGAGUUUGUCAUAAUAAUAUCUCGCCCGCUUCCAUAUUUGUAACUCCUAAUGGUGAUUGGAAACUUGGAGGAUUUGAGUUUGCCCAAUCUCUUGACGAAACAAGAGCACCUUUUCAAACCGAAUUUUAUAAGAGAGCCAGAAUCAGAACCUUUUCUGUAGAUUCCGCGACGAAUUCCAAUCCAUUAUGGCGAGACUAUUACGCGUUCGGAAAGUUGAUCACUUACUCCACUAAAUUUCUUAGAGCUGACGAAGUUGGAGCCGAUGUUAUUCAUUCUUUAAACGAUAUUGUCGAGAAAUUGACAUCGUCAGAGAACGUCAAAAUAUCUCUCGCAGAGAUUUAUGAUGAAGUUGCCUUUUCUAACGAUCUGAUUGAAAUUGAAAUUUUCUUGAGUACAGUUCACUUGAAGUUGGAAGAAGAGAAAGACGAAUUUUUCAAACUUGUCCAUGAAAAACUGGUAAACCUUCCCAGACGAGUAGUCGCUAGAAGAUUAUCCCGUCUCUUCCUUUCCCGUUAUGUAUUACUCGAAGCAAGAUCUCAUUUGUAUUUGUACCCUUUUAUAUUAACUCCCCAAACUGAUGAAUCUUCUCAGGGGAUUUUCCCGGUAGAGCUUUUCCGAGACUACGUGGUUCCUGAAAUAGUUCGAGUAUUCCUAAUUAGAGAUUUAUCUGUGAGAUGUGGGUUGUUGGCUCAUUUCGACAAGUAUGCUCAAUACAUUCCUGUUAAUCAACUCGAGGAUUUUGUUUUAAACGAGAUUCAAACAGGUGCUCAUGAUGUGAAUGAACGUUUAGUUGCCCAAUCUCUCCAAGCUAUGGCCACUCUUGUACCUUUACUUGGACCUGAAAGAGUUUGUGGCUGGAAGUGUUCUAAACUUUUUUCUGAUGGAACUCCCAAGUUAACAGUCUCUGCUCACGGUUCUACAUGUGGAAGUCCUCUACCUCCCGCUCCCCGGCCUGUUGUACUGAGAGAUUCUGUUGACUUACAAUGCAACAGACAAAUUGAGCAACAUGCACCUGUGCUGUACUCAUCUGCCGACGAUGCAGAAUCGCCUCAAGAGUCGAAUGUUUGGGAUGAUGAUAAAGAUUGGAAUGAAGAAUGGACGGAUAGUGUUGCUGAGAAGAUGAAGGUGUUGGCAGCUGAUUCCGUAGUUCCUGAAGCUACUAAUGAACCUCUAUCUGAUACUUCAUCAGGAAGCAUCCAACCCAAAAUGAAGCCUUCCACAUCGAAGAAUAAGGCUUGUAUAGGCGCCGAAUUUGAAAUAGCCGCUCAGAGCAGAGAAGAAGAUUUCUUCGCUGAUAUGGUUCCUGAUAUCAAGACUAGAGGGACAAUAAUUGACCAGCUGAUUGCUCAACAGGAAGAGCUGAAGAAAAAAGAAGAAGAACCUCCCAAAAUAUUAAAGUUUGAAAUGAAAUACGAAGAGUUGGUUUUCGAUAAAGAAGCUUGGGGAGAUGAUGAUGAUGAGGACUGGGGAAAUUCCGGUCAAGAACCUGAACAUUCUUCGAAUACAAUCGAAGAUAGCCCGAAAGAGCGUUCAAUAGAGCCUUCAGAGAGUCAGAAUGUGAAUUUGGUGGAGGAAGUGCUUACGGACUGA
Auanema sp. JU1783 is the source of this 1980-nucleotide messenger RNA. NCBI's taxonomy places the organism in Eukaryota, Metazoa, Nematoda, Chromadorea, Rhabditida, Rhabditidae. The record is from the annotation of a GenBank genome assembly.